Corapipo altera (White-ruffed manakin) is the source of this 833-nucleotide messenger RNA. RefSeq lists its product as uncharacterized. The transcript has 3 exons. The record is from RefSeq and is a predicted model, not a curated record. The coding region runs from base 1 to 714 and encodes 237 amino acids. NCBI's taxonomy places the organism in Eukaryota, Metazoa, Chordata, Aves, Passeriformes, Pipridae.
AUGUUAGAAAUGGAGAAGAAACAACUUAUCUGGCUGCCGGGCUCUGCCGGGAGCUCCCCCGGCGGGAGGAGGGCGGGCGGCGGCCCCGCGCUGGGCUGUGCCGGGGCUCUGUGGGGACGCUCCGGCCACAGGGCCGGGCAGCCGCGGGACGCGGGGCAGGGCUGGGGGCUGUGCUGGCCCAGCCCGCUGCGGGGCUGUCCCCUCUCUGCUCCCGUGCAGAGCAAUAGAGUCCCUGCCAGGCUGGCGGGUGCCCCGCAGGGAGAAGAGCCCGGCCCCGAGGAGGCUCAGCGCUGCUGUGACCCGCGGUCCGUGUCACCUGCCUUCGGCACAGUCCCCACAGCUCCCUUGGCCAGGAGCAUCCAGCUGAAGGAUCCGGGAGUUUGCACCUCCUCUUUUGCAGGAGAGCCAGCCUGCCUGGAUACCAGCUGCUUGACCAAACGACACUGUGGAAAAAUCUGCCCGGAGUCAAGCUGGCCAGUGAGUGCCCACUGGGGGGUAUUUAAGGCAGUGCCCAGCGCUGUUGUCUGGUACAGUCCAUUCAGUGUUGCUCAGGGUCCUGUGCUGGCUGCUGGCCCCACUCCUCGCUCCGUCCUGCUUGCCUCUAUCUUGCCUGCUUCCCUCCUGCUCGGGUCCCACCUGCCUGUGUCUGCAUCUUCUGCUCAUCUUGGAUCCAGUCUGCUCACCACCUGCUUCUCUCUGGCGGUUCUUCCCUGACUGCCUGAAGCUGACUACACUCGAUUCCCUUGCUGGUGGUGGUAACCUUUUUCCAAUUUCCUUUUGUAGCCUUUCCUUUUCCUUAUCUCCCCCUCUUCUUCUCCCCACCUCCCCCUCGC